Molecule: messenger RNA, 1956 nt
Organism: Lodderomyces pseudojiufengensis
Lineage: Eukaryota; Fungi; Ascomycota; Pichiomycetes; Serinales; Debaryomycetaceae
Exons: 1
Coding region: 1-1956 (651 amino acids)
Biological process (GO): RNA processing
Molecular function (GO): ribonuclease III activity
Source: RefSeq, a predicted model, not a curated record
AUGAUAAAACGUUUGAAAAAUACAACAUUAUGGUCAAAUUUUAAAUUUUUACAACUGAUUAGAUACUCGUCAUCAUCAACAAAAUCAAAAUCUACAUUCAAUACAAUUAUAAUUGAACAAUCUACUGAAAAACAAACAAAAUUAAGUAAUGAAUCAAUAUUAAAAUUAAUUAAUCGUUUAAAAAAUGAAAAAUAUAUUAUUGAUGAAGGAUUCAAAGCUAUUUUAGUUAGUUAUAAAGGUAAAAUUUUGCAGAUUAAAUCAUUUGGUACUGAAGAUAUAAAAGAGGAGGAAGAUGAAGAAGUAAUGCAAUCAGAGAAAGUGCUAGAAGAGCCACAGCGAGUGAAUGCUACUCUUGAAACAGAACCAGAAACCAAACUGAAAGUGCUAGAAAAGACAAAACCAGAAACAAAACUGAAAGUGCUAGAAAAGACACUGCAAGGGAAUGCUACUCUUGAAACAAAAACAGAGACGGUGCAAGUGGAAACUACUUCAGAAUCAACUUCAAGGACGGUGCAAGUGGAAACAUCAGAAAUUAAAGCAGAACCUGUUGUGGUGGAAGAUAACAAUCUUAAACCAGAUGAAACAAAUACUACAGAGAACCAAGACAUAGAGGUAAAACCACUUACUUCUCGAAAAAGAAAAUUACUUGAAUUGAAAAAUCGAUUAGAAUCCAAAAAACUACUAGCACCUACAUUAAAAUUUCAAAAAAGAGCAUUUGAAUAUGAUAAAGAAGCAUUUUUAAGGAAAAUUGAACUUGAAUCACAAUUUACUGAUCCUCAUCUAAAGGGUUUUAAAUUUUUAAAUUAUGAUAAAUUAAUUCAAACAGGAGUUGGAAGUUAUGAAUUUUUAAAAGAAUCUAAAGAUAUGAAAAUUCUAUUAAGAAAACAAAAUCUUAUAAUAUCUCAUCCAAAAUUAAGAAUACCUGAAUUAAAAUUAACUCAAAAAGAAACUUUAAAUUUUGAAAAUGCAACAAGUAUGGAAACCCUUGAAAUUAUUGGUAAACUGUUAAUUGAUGAAUGGUUUUAUAAAUGGAAUUUUUUUCAACAAUUUAGAUCAAAAAUUAUGAUUUAUAAAUUUGAAAAUUUUGCAAAUAGAGGUUUAAGAUUUAUUAAAAUUGAACCAAAUAAAGAUAUGACACAGAUUAUUUUUUCAUCACCUAUACAAUUAUUUAUUUCAAUGCAUUAUUUAGAAGAUAAAAAUUAUUAUCAAAUUAUUGAAAAUUUUACUUCAAGAUUUAGAGAAAUUAAUAAAAUUAGAAAUCCAAAGUAUGAUUUAAAUUUAUUAAAUGAUAACUACUUAGAAUUAAUUCAAAAAUAUACAAGAGAACAAAAUAUACCACUACAAAAUCAUUUAUUUUCUCAAACUUUUAAACCUCAAUUAUUAACAAAUUUUGAAAUAAAUUUACCUUGUUUACCAAAAUUAAAAAAUCAAUUUUUUUAUAAUUAUUUUCAAAUUGCUUUAAUUGCUCCUUUUUCAAUAACAACAAAUAAUUAUCCUGAAAUUAAUUUUUUAUCACAAAAUUUAGAUGCAAUUGGUGAUUGUAUAUUGAAAAGAUAUACAGGUGAAUUUUUAAUAAACUACUCUAAAUCAAACCCAAAUUUUAAAUGGAAUAUGGAAGAUCAUAAUUUUUUAAAUUCAAAUAUAUUAUUUAGUAGAUUAUCAUUAGCUUAUAAAUUACAUCAAGGAUUAAAUAAUCUUAGACAUCAAAAGGAAAUUAGUGAAAAAAUUUUAAUUUCUGAUUUAAAUAUUUCAAAUGAAUAUUUAGGUGAUAUAUUUGAAAGAAUUGUUGGGAUUUUUUAUCUUGAUGAUUAUGAAAAUUGUAGAAAUUGGAUUUUUAAUAUUUAUUCAAUAAUUUUAAAAAAUAUCACAGCUAAAAAAGAUGGGAUUGAAUUUAUUGAUAAAGAAAAAUAUGUUAAAUUAUAUCAAUAUCAUUUGAAAAAUUUCACAAUGUAUUAG